AUGUCAGUGCUCCAGUUUGUGUUUCUGCUGAUCCUGGUCAAUAGCGGUGGAUCGGAGGAGAUCGAAAUGGAUAUGGAUGGAGAGGAUCAGCAUUUCAGACCAGAGCCCAUCGAUGGGCGAUCUUUCUACUUUCUGGGAACUUUGUUCCGCCGCUGGCGCAAUCGCUGGAUGGCCUAUCACAAUCCGGAUCCGAUGUUUGCUGGCCCCGCCUAUCCCAUAACUGGCUAUUACAAUUGUCCCGUCUACGGCUGCAAUCCGGCGGCCAUUGGUCCGCAGCCUGGUUUCUAUGCCACUCCAGCGGGAUUCUACACUAUGCCUCUGAAUCAGCAGCAGGCUCAGGGAAACAGCAACGUCUAUAUCUACCAGAGUGAUCAGAACUCAGCUUCAGCUGGAGGUCCCCUGGGUUAUGGAUACAUCGGUGGUGUGUCGCCACUUGGAGCAGCCACGCCCCUGCCUCUUCCGCCUCCCGGAAUGACGCCACCUUCCACAAUAAACACGGUAACGGCCAGUGCUAGCGGAUUUCCUGGACCAGGAGCAGGAUCUGGUCAACGGCCAGGACCAUUUCCAAUACCCUUGCCUCAGCUGGGAUGA
Drosophila suzukii is the source of this 591-nucleotide messenger RNA. RefSeq lists its product as uncharacterized. The record is from RefSeq and is a predicted model, not a curated record. NCBI's taxonomy places the organism in Eukaryota, Metazoa, Arthropoda, Insecta, Diptera, Drosophilidae.